Molecule: messenger RNA, 1999 nt
Organism: Paramormyrops kingsleyae
Lineage: Eukaryota; Metazoa; Chordata; Actinopteri; Osteoglossiformes; Mormyridae
Source: RefSeq, a predicted model, not a curated record
CGCAUUAUAUCGCGCAUGUUUCUGGUCGCCCAAAGAUCACAUUUAUACCUACGCGACGGAUCACAGCAUUCGCUGCGACAUCCCCUCAUUAUGAUCGCGAUACGUUUAUUUAUUUAUUUAUUUUUAGGGGGGGGGGGGGGUAUGUUUUGAUUUGUAAUGUUAUUGAAAAAAAGCGGCAGUGACCAUUCUGCCAUACUUUGACAUUACAUGCGUGUACAAGGCCUUGCUUGUUUGUGAUAACACAGAAUACAACGAACAACAUUUUACAAACAUUAUUACAGGUAUUAUUGUAUGGUAUUGUAUAGUAUAUAUUGGCCUACGCAUGUACAUUUAGGUAGAGGUUGCAUCUUAAAACCUCAGCCGAAAUAAGGAAAAACAUGGUGGUUGUAAGUUAUUAAUAUUGCAUGGCAGGGCAUUUCUAACGGCAGAAUGCAAGCGAGCAAUUCGCAGGAGACAAGCCGCCGGCAGAGCGCUGGUGCUGAGAUUAGACGGCAGCCGCAGCAUCAUCCCCAGCAUCUCCGAGCGAAUCCCAUUACAUCACUAUGUCCUGACGCGAUUGGCUGAAGGUCAAGGGCUCGCAAACCAGCGCUUCUUCGCCAUAGUUUUCGCUGAUUUUUUUUUUGGCGUCUUGAACCUUUUUCCCCCCUGCCUCCGCAAGCCUAGCGAUAUAUCCGUUAUCCGUAAACACGGCUCCAUGAUGGCAGAGAGCGAGGCAGAAACGCCAAGCACCCCAAUCGAGUUUGAGAGCAAAUAUUUCGAAUAUAAUGGCGUGAGGCUUCCUCCGUUCUGCAGAGGGAAGAUGGAGGAAAUCGCCAACUUCUCUCUCAGGAGUAGUGAUAUAUGGAUUGUCACCUAUCCAAAAUCAGGGACGAGUCUGCUCCAGGAAUUGGUGUACCUUGUAAGCCAAGGAGCUGACCCAGAUGAGAUUGGGCUGAUGAACAUCGAGGAGCAGCUUCCUGUUCUGGAGUACCCUCAGCCGGGCCUGGAUAUCAUCCAGGAGCUGACGUCUCCUCGCCUGAUCAAGAGCCACCUACCUUACCGCUUCCUUCCCAUGGCCUUACACAAUGGCGAGUCCAAGGUGAUUUACAUGGCCAGGAACCCCAAAGACCUAGUGGUGUCCUACUACCAGUUCCACCGCUCGCUGCGGACCAUGAGCUACCGGGGCACCUUCCAGGAGUUCUGCCGCAGGUUUAUGAAUGACAAACUGGGAUAUGGCUCCUGGUUUGAGCACGUGCAGGAAUUCUGGGACCACCGCCUGGACUCCAACGUGCUCUUCCUGAAGUACGAGGACAUGUACAAGGACCUGGCCAGCGUGGUGGAGCAUUUGACCCGCUUCCUUGGCAUCUCCUGCGACAAGGCCCAGCUGGAAGCCAUGGUGGAGAGCUGCCAUCAGCUUAUCGAGCAGUGCGGGGACUCGGAAGCCCUGUCAAUCUGCAGAGGGCGGGUGGGCUUGUGGAAAGACAUCUUCACCGUCUCCAUGAACGACAAGUUUGACGCAGUGUACAAGCAGAAGAUGGGAAAGUCGGACCUGACCUUCGACUUCAGCCUGUGAGAGGGCACCGUGCCACACGCCAGCCGGACAGCUGCAGAUGCCCGCCGCCCGCGUGUGCCUGCUCCGCCUCACGGCCCCUUCGCUCCCCCCUCGCACUCCACCCCCACCCCCCAUGGAGAUUCCUCCUUGCCCCCGGCUCCGCCCCCAUGUAUAAUCAGCAGCCACCUACCACGCUGUUAUUAUUUGCCUUAUGUAACGUAUGUAUGUAUGUAUAUACGGUACCAUUUAUUGUACAAAGCAGUGGCUUCACCCUGACCUACCUGCUUGGCGCAGUGAUGUGUGUUUUACGCCUUUCUCCUUCAGUGACGUCCUUGGCCCCCAUCAUAACAUACAUGAGAGUCACAUGAUGUUUUAGUGACACACUGAUGUCGCUACAUUUCCAGGGAAAUAAAAAAAAAUGUAUAUGUGUCUUUAAAUAAAUAAAUAAAUAAAUACUUUAAUGUCUUA